AUGUUAGCUUCUGUUUGGCCAUUGAUUCGAUAUACCGAAGAAGAUAUCGCAGAGGCUCUUAGAGCGAUUACAAAUGGAGCAAGCAUACGAAGAGCUAGCUUGGAUUAUGGUGUUCCACGUACCACACUUCACGAUCGAAUAUAUGGUGGAGUUUCGCAUCAAAAAGGCGCCCAAAUACUUCAAAAGUUAUCUCCAAUUCAGGAGAAUCGACUAGCAGAAUGGAUAUUAGUACAGGAAGCUCUUGGUACUAGCCCUACACAUCGUCAAAUCAGAGAGAUGGCAGAGCACCUCCUUAUUGUACGAGGGGAGGAUCCCUCACUUGGAAAGAAAUGGAUACAUAGCUUUUUUCGAAGGCAUCCUAAUAUUGGAACUAAGAAGCAACAUCAAAUCGAUUCUGCACGAGUUUCAGGUGCUACAUCUGAUAUUAUUAAGAAGUGGUUCCGGAACCUCGCAAUCCCUGAAAUCAAGGCUAUUAAGCCGGCCAACAGAUGGAAUAUGGAUGAAGCAGGUAUAAUGGAGGGUCAGGGUCUUAAUGGACUAGUAGUAGGAAGCACUGAUCGAAGAUUUAUUCAAAAAAAGCAACCUGGAUCUCGAAUUUGGACCUCUUUUAUAGAAUGCAUUUCAGCCAAUGGAAAAAGCAUUACUCCCCUUGUAAUAUAUAAGGGAAAAUCAGUUCAGCAACAAUGGUUUCCAACAGAUUUGACUCUAUUCAAGGGUUGGAACUUUACCGCUACAGAAAAUGGAUGGACUACAGAUGCUACAGCUUUAGAAUGGCUGAAAAAGAUCUAUAUCCCUCAAACUACCCCUAUUCAGCCGGAAAAUUCAAGACUCCUCAUUUUGGACGGACACGGAAGCCAUGAAACUACAGCAUUUAUGUUAGAAUGCUUUAAUAACAACAUAUAUCUCUUACUUCUCCCACCACAUACGUCACACGUACUACAACCACUCGAUUUAUCUGUGUUCUCACCCCUAAAAAGUGCAUAUCGAAUCGAACUUAAUAAAUUAAGUCUAUUAUCCGAUUCCUCACCAAUUGGAAAGCGCAAUUUCCUUUCUUGCUAUCAGAAGGCUAGAAUAGAAGGUUUAACUAUUCAAAAUAUCAAGUCUGGGUGGCAAGCUAGUGGUCUUUGGCCCAAAAAUAUGGCUAAACCUCUUAUGAGUCGACUUUUGCUUGAAAAUAGCAAUAGAGAGGUUUUAUCACUUAAUCCUGAAUCUGAUGAUGAUCCUAUUCUUCAAUGGAAUAUAUAUUCAUCGUUUAUUCAAUGGAAAACCCCUCAAAAAGGAGCCGAUAUCAGAAAAUAUAGAGAUAUAAUGAUUCAAGAGAAGGAGAUCGAUUUGCCAACACGAAGAUUACUAUUUCGCAAGAUUAUAAAAGGAUUCGAUGCUAAGGAUUAUGAACUCUUAGAGGCAGAGAAUAAGAUUAGAAAGCUAGAAUAUCAAUUAGAUGAAGCAUUACCUAGAAAAAGGCGAAAGGUUGUGGUAUCUCCAAAUUCGAAGUUCGCAGGGAUUAGAGCUAUAAGGCGUACACAAAUUGAAGCUGGAGAUCGUGAAGAUGAGGUAGAUGAUAGCUCUAGUGCUAUAGAAAGUGAUUCUACAGGCGAUUUCAUUGAAGUUCAAUAG
Molecule: messenger RNA, 1617 nt
Organism: Botrytis porri
Lineage: Eukaryota; Fungi; Ascomycota; Leotiomycetes; Helotiales; Sclerotiniaceae
Exons: 2
Coding region: 1-1617 (538 amino acids)
Cellular component (GO): nucleus
Molecular function (GO): DNA binding
Source: RefSeq, a predicted model, not a curated record